Molecule: messenger RNA, 1319 nt
Organism: Heteronotia binoei (common prickly gecko)
Lineage: Eukaryota; Metazoa; Chordata; Lepidosauria; Squamata; Gekkonidae
Gene: MRPS9
Product: mitochondrial ribosomal protein S9
Exons: 11
Coding region: 100-1245 (381 amino acids)
Biological process (GO): translation
Cellular component (GO): ribosome; mitochondrial small ribosomal subunit
Molecular function (GO): structural constituent of ribosome; RNA binding
Source: RefSeq, a predicted model, not a curated record
AGACCGGGCGUUUUUCUUACCGCACGUGCGCUUGCGCAGAGUGCGGCGACGUAGGAAAAGGUAGGGGGCGUGCCUAUUUUGCCAUUUCCCUCACUUAAUAUGGCGGUCGGGGUAGGACGCGUUACAGUGGGUAGCUCUGUUUGGCGCGUGGUGGGGAGGACCGGAAAACCGUUGCUGGUAUCCAAGGCACCAAGGCUAAUCUGCACUAGUUCUGCAGCAGUACAAAGAAAAAAUGUUGCUGCUUCAGGACCUGAGAAGUACACAGAAGCUUUUAUUAAGAAACAGACUGAAGAGUUCAACUUAGGAAAGAGACAUUUAGCCAACAUGAUGGGAGAAGAUCCAGAAACUUUUACCCAAGAGGAUAUUGAUAAAGCUAUCUCCUACCUCUUUCCAUCUGGUUUGUUUGACAAAAAGGCCAGACCUAUAAUGAAGCAUCCUACUGAAAUAUUUCCAAAGCAAAGAGCAAUCCAGUGGGAUGAAGAUGGUCGUCCAUUCAGUUUUCUUUUUUACACUGGCAAACAAUCUUAUUAUUCACUAAUGCAUGAAUUAUAUGGUAAAGUACUGCGUAUUCAGGCACACGAAGAUCAAAUGCGUGCUCAAGGAUUAGUUCCAGAGAUCAAAGACCACUUCAACCUGAUUGGCAGCAGAUGGCUGAUUAAGGAGGAACUGGAAGAAAUAAUAGUAGAAAAAGUGUCAGAUAAAGAUUAUUUGCGCUGUAUUAAACUGCUGGAAAGAUUAGUGACAUUGCCAUGCUGUGGCAUCGAAGAAGAUUAUGUGCUAAAAUUCCGCAAGCAAUUACCUGUACAAUCUAAACAGCAUGUAAUCGAACCCUUGAAAUAUGAUGAACGAGGAGUAGCCUUCAGCACUGGAGAAGGCCGACGAAAGACAGCAAGAGCAACCAUUACCAUUUAUGACAGAGGAAGUGGGAAAAUUAUUAUAAAUGGAGAUGAUUAUGUGUUUUUCUUCUCUGUGUUGCAGGACAGAGAGCAGCUGAUGUUCCCAUUUCAGUUUCUUGAUCGGCUGGGAAAAUAUGACAUGGUCUGCUCUGUCUCUGAGAGCGGGAGAUCAGCACAAGCUGGUGCAAUCCGCUUAGCUGCUGCAAAAGCUUUAUGUAGUUUUGUUACAGAAGACGAAGUGGAGCGCAUGAGACAAGCUGGUCUCCUGACGGCGGAUCCACGGAUAAGAGAACGAAAGAAGCCUGGACAAGAGGGAGCCCGCAGAAAGUUUACCUGGAAUAAGCGCUAGAUCUUGAAGAUUAAAUUGUUAACAUACGUGUUGUAUUUAUAUUAUAAUAAACUGGAGGGUUUUUUUCCAUUGUA